AUGGAAGAGAUAUCGGAGACGGCAAAAGCUUAUUAUGCUAACGUAUCAGAAAAGCAGAAGCGAUUAGCGAAAGAUCUCUUCAACGAAAUGGAUAAAGAUGGAGAUGGAAAAAUUACUUUCGAUGAAUAUGAACAAUAUAUCAAGCACAAGAAAGGUUAUAAAACAAUUUCCACUCCUGAUUUCUUUAAAAAGUUUGAUGAGGAUGGAAAUGGCACAUUGGAUUUCGAUGAAAUUGUGACUGUACACUACAUAUGCGCAAGCCAAAGAAUUUUCUUUUGUGACGAGUGCAGGGUCUUUCUUGAUGGUGUCUAUUUCACUUGUGUCCAGUGCUUCAAUGGCUCUGGGAAUACUUAUGAUCUCUGUAUUUCUUGCUAUCGCGAUAAAGAUAUUAAUCAUCAUAAGGAUGCUUUGUUUCUUGAUAAUUACACGUUGCUGCAAUCAAAUAGGAAGCGAAAUAAUGGAUUGGCCGAUCAGGGCAAAAAUGGAGUUUCAGAUGUAGAUGCAGUUGCAGUUGCAAAGUUUAGUGUUGAAACUGCGUCUAACGCUGUUAACUGUUGUUGCCAAAUGUAA
Molecule: messenger RNA, 570 nt
Organism: Jatropha curcas
Lineage: Eukaryota; Viridiplantae; Streptophyta; Magnoliopsida; Malpighiales; Euphorbiaceae
Molecular function (GO): calcium ion binding
Source: RefSeq, a predicted model, not a curated record